AUGUCGGAGCGGGCUUCGUACUUUGAUUUCAUGCCAGAACUCGAGUAUGAGCAGACGAGCUCGCCAAAUCUCACACAUGGCUGGUUCCCAUUCGUUCCAGAUGGGUCCUUGGGCGUUGAUCCUUCCGUCCAGACCUGGGAGUCGAUCGAUCUCGAUCUGUUCGAUGAAUCGGGCGGGUGUGACCGACCCCCGGCCCAGUCCGCAACCUCGACUGAUUCAGACAAUGGAGUCAUUCCUCGCUCCAAAAUAACACGUCGAAGAGCCCAGAACCGGGCCUCGCAACGCGCCCUGCGUGAGAGGAAAGAGCGCCACGUCAAAGGCCUAGAGCACCAGCUCACGACAAUAAACGAGAAGCACCAAGACCUCAUCCGGUCAUAUACCAAGCAAACAGACCACGUUACAAAGCUCCACCAUCGUAUCACAGAACUCCAAGCCGAGAUCAAAGCUUUCAAGUCGUAUAGUCAGCAGAGAUUGCCGUCGCGCGGUGCCACCACCGAACCGCUUCUGCCGGAACGCUUCGACGCCUUUUCCGUCACGCGAGGCUGGGACCCGAUGCUUUACGAUGCCAACGAAGUCGAGUUCGACCUCUCUCAGCCCAUCACCGGCAGCGCAAAGCCGCCAACGACAACGGCAACGGCAACGGCAACGACAACGCCAGUUACUCUCCCUGAGUUUGAAGAUCUACUGCACCUUCCGUAA
This is a messenger RNA of Capronia epimyces CBS 606.96, 699 nucleotides long. RefSeq lists its product as uncharacterized. The record is from RefSeq and is a predicted model, not a curated record. The coding region runs from base 1 to 699 and encodes 232 amino acids. The transcript has 3 exons. NCBI's taxonomy places the organism in Eukaryota, Fungi, Ascomycota, Eurotiomycetes, Chaetothyriales, Herpotrichiellaceae. Gene Ontology annotation, molecular function: transcription cis-regulatory region binding; DNA-binding transcription activator activity, RNA polymerase II-specific. Gene Ontology annotation, cellular component: RNA polymerase II transcription regulator complex.